AUAAUGAAUUUUGAACAAAAAGAAAGUUUACGAGUAGGAGAAAAAGUUGUCAUUGAAAAAUAUGUAUCUAAAGAAACUGGUUUGACAGCAGUUAAUGUUCAAGUUGAAACACCUAUAGUAUAUGGCUAUUUUUGUUUGGGAACAGAAAUUCGUAGCGACGACGGGUUGCCACACACUUUAGAACAUUUAAUAUUUCUUGGGAGCGAAUCUUAUCCUUAUAAGGGGGUUUUAGAUGACAUAGCGAAUCGUUGUCUUGCAAGAGGAACCAACGCUUGGACAGAUGUUGAUCAUACGGCCUAUACUUUGGAGACGGCAGGGUCUGAAGGCUUUAUUUCUAUGCUUCCUAUAUAUUUGGAUCAUAUCCUAUUUCCUUUGCUCACUAAUGCAGGUUUCCUUACUGAGGUUCACCACAUCAAUGGAGAAGGCUUAGAUGCUGGAGUGGUUUAUUCAGAAAUGCAAGCGCGCGAAAACGCAGGCUCUUCUAGAGCACACAGGCAGUUGCUUCGUUGUUUAUAUGGAACCCCUGAAGUUUGUGGACUUUCCGCGGAAACUGGAGGCAUUUUAGCAAACAUUCGUGAGCUUACCAAUGAGCAAGUCCGUAAAUAUCAUGAGCAGUAUUAUAGAUCAGAAAACUUGUGUGUUAUUGUCAUUGGCAGCGUAGACACAGAGUUGUUGCUUUCUACAUUGCAGGCAAUUGAAAACAAGAUGAUAGUCAAGAGACUGGAACGGGGUUGGCAACGCUUGCCUUUUGAAAAACCAUGGAAGGAUCCAAUACCUCCCAUGCCACCUUUGGAGAAUGAACUUUUAUCAAUCACCUUUCCUGCAGAUGAUGAAUCUUGUGGUUCUUUAUACUUAGGGUGGAGAGGUCCUUAUUGGAAUGAAUUUGAAGUCAUUGCAGCUAUCGAUGUGUUGCAUAGUUACUUAACUGCAGGCGCCUCGAGUCCAUUACAUGCUUCUCUAGUUGAUUGUGAGGAACCUUUUUGUAGUGGUGUUCACUAUUCAUUGUUAGAAAAUAAGGCAACAGCGCAUAUCUUUGUGGCAGAAGAUGCAUCUCCAGAACAUUUUCAGGAUAUUCUUUAUCGAUAUGACCAAGUUUUGAAUUCUUUAUGUCGUCGUGGUUGUUUGGAUAUGGAAAGGCUUCAUGGACUCGUACAUCGAGCAAAAGUUCAGUUUUUAUCGUCUUUAGAAGAAUCACCGGAGAGUUUGGCAUUCCCAGUUAUAAUCCACUUUUUAUAUCAUUCUAGCGAAGACUUUCUGAAGGAUUCGUUGAAUGUUGUGGAAAGACUGGAUCUAUUGUAUGAGAAGAGUGAAGAAUUUUGGAUAGAUGUGUUAAAGCGGUAUUUUGUUUGUAUAAGAGGAAAAACUAUUAUUUUAGAAAGUGUUCCGAGUAUUGCUGAAGGUGACCGUCUUCGAGAAGAAGAAGAAAAGCGUAUCGAUGAACGUCGUCAAUCUCUUUCACCGAAUGACUUGGAAGCGUUUGGCAAGUCUCUUGAUAGUGCGAAUGAACAAAAUAACAAAGGACCUCCAUUGGAACUGAUUGCAUCUAUUCCUGUACCAGAUCCCGAAAAAAUAAGAUUGAUUCCUAUUUCUACUUAUCGGGAGAUUCCAGAGGUUCGAAACGCCUCUUUUUUAGAAACACUACCGGAAAACGAGUCCAAGUGUCAGCAAGUGUGGUUGUCUCAGUCAAAGGAAGAGAAUCCUCUUCCUUUUCUGUUACAAAUCGAUCAUGUCCAUUCCUCGUUUAUAGAAAUACGAGCGGUUUUGAAUACUCAAGACUUGGAACCGUAUCUUAGACCUUUUUGUGUAUUGUACAUUGCAAGUGUACUAGAAACAUCACUUGUAGAUUCAAAUGGCACUGUUAUAUCGCAUCAACAAGUUGUUGACGACUUAAUGAAAGAAAGUAUUUUUGCAGAAACUAGCAUUGGUUUUGGUGGAGGUCAUACUCCUUAUGACUGCGGAGAGUUUCCCCAAGUUCUAGUAGUGGAGUUGAAAUUCGAAUCUCACAAAUAUUCACAAGCUAUUCAAUGGCUCUACAAAUUGUUAUUUCAAACAGUCUUCUCUGCAGACCGUCUAAAGACUAUAGCUUCAAAACUUUCCAAAAAUAUCUCGAGAAAACGGCGCAGUGGUGCUGCAGUUACUCGUUGCAUUGCAUCUUGUUUGAAUUUUGAUUUGAAGAAGAGUAACUUGGCAAGCUCGUGUUCUCUCUAUCAGUAUCACUUUCUGGAGAGAGUUUUGAAUCGGUUGGAUGCUACCCCAGAGCAAGUAGAAAAUGACUUGGAAAUGUUUCGAAAAAGCAUUGUGCAGCCACAUAAUUUAAAAUUUCAUUUGGUUGCAGACCUUGAGCUAGUGAGCAGAAACAACCGGCAUAUCUCACUUCGUGAGGAGUGGCAUAAAUAUUUUGGUUUCUUAGCAGAUACAGCUACCAAUGGGACAGUUGUAAUAGAGAAUGAUUCCAAGAUUGCCUUUACAGCUGAGACUAGAUUAGAGCAAUCGAAUGAUAAUGAAACUGUUAUUGUGCCUUUACAAGCUGUAGAAUCUUCCUUUAUGUUUCUAACGGCAUUGGGACCUGACAAUUUUAUGCAUGAAGAUAUUCCAGUAUUGAUGGUAUUAUUUGAGUACCUAACUAUGUUGGAAGGACCUUUAUGGAAAGGUAUACGUGGAAUGGGAUAUGCAUAUUCAUAUGGGAUGCGUUGCGACCCUGAAGAAGGCUUGAUUUAUUUUUCGUUGCAUCGUUCUUCGCAACUUUGCUUAUCCUAUCAAACGGCUAAGAAUAUAUUUCAAGAUUUUGUAGAAAACAACCGGUCCGUUGAAAAUCAUGGUUUAGAGGCAGCAAAGGCUGGGGUUAUCUAUUCUAUCAUUGAGAAAGAAAAGACAGUAAAUGAUAAGGCUGUAGAAAGUUUCAUGGAUUGGAAUUUAAGAAGGUUAUCCAAACCGGAAGCAUUCACUCGUGAGUUGUUGGCUGCAGUUGCAAAAGUGAAUGUAACUAGCGUUGAAAUUGCCAUGAGAAAAUAUCUUUGCAAUUUGUUUCAUGACGGCGUGUCGAAAAUGAUUAUUGUUACUAAUCCUCUCUAUGUGAAAGAUAUCGAAAGUUUAUUGGAGCACGAAGAAGAACAUAGGAAGACUCUUGUACUUGAAGACCUCGACUCAUUUUUCAAUAACUUGUGCAACUCCCCGUGAAUCUUAUUCAUCUUGAACUUUUAAUGGUUUCAGUGAAAUAUUCUUUAUUAUUUCAGGCAUCCCUUGCAUCAUUAAGAAAUAACGGUGGAAAGGCUCAUGGAGACUAGAAUAUCAAAGUUUUGCGUAGAAUUGCAAACUAGUUUUUGAUAUUUUGCGUUUCCGUUGUAAGUUGUUUCCUCUAAAUAAACAAUGCAAUAGAACAUGAUUCUCUAGCCGCAUAUACUGUCUCGUCUUUCCUUGAAUACGAAAUCAGAGUGAUUGCCAAGAACCUCAUUCCAAAAAAUUGAUAUCAGGCUACUUUAUGAAAACUAAGGUCCAGAAUUUUGUAUGGGUUAUAUAAAUAGAUUCGAAAAAUC
This is a messenger RNA of Galdieria sulphuraria, 3533 nucleotides long. Its product is annotated as metalloendopeptidase. Lineage: Eukaryota; Rhodophyta; Bangiophyceae; Galdieriales; Galdieriaceae. The record is from RefSeq and is a predicted model, not a curated record. Bases 4 to 3177 code for a protein of 1057 amino acids. The transcript has 10 exons. Gene Ontology annotation, molecular function: metal ion binding.